This is a messenger RNA of Hansenula ciferrii, 849 nucleotides long. RefSeq names its product putative serine/threonine-protein kinase. The coding region runs from base 1 to 849 and encodes 282 amino acids. NCBI's taxonomy places the organism in Eukaryota, Fungi, Ascomycota, Saccharomycetes, Phaffomycetales, Wickerhamomycetaceae. The transcript has a single exon. The record is from RefSeq and is a predicted model, not a curated record.
AUGCUUUUAAAACAUAUCAUCUUAGCUUCAAUUAUCCCACUCAUUAGUGCCGCUGAUACAGGUGCUUUGGAUGGUGGAAGCAAUGAUGAUGGAGGAAAAGGUUUGUUAAUUAAUACAGCUACUGAAGGAUAUGACAGUAUUAACCAAUAUAUAACAGAUAAUACCCAAGAAACUACUGCACAAAACGCUGUUUCAGCUACUCAAGCUACUACUGAUAACACAGCAACUACUCAAACAGGUACUCAAGCUACUCAAGCUACUCAAUCAGGUACUCAAGCUACGUCUCAAGCUACACAAACAGGUACUCAAGCUACACAAACAACACAAGCUAGUGAAGCUACUCAAACUACCCAAACAACUGGAGCUACUCAAGCUACUCAAUCAACACAGCAAUCGCAAGGUACAUCUGAAAAUGUUAAUACUAAUACAGCACCUAUCAGUGUUGGUGAAUCAACAACAGUUUGGUGGACACCAUCUGUUACACAAUGGUGGACACCAAGUACUACAGCCGUGGUUUCCACUAUAACCUCAGCUUCCAACAUCAUAACCACUACUUUAUCAUCAGCAUCAGCAUCCAAUAGUAACUCAAAUUCAAAUUCAAAUUCAGAUUCUUCAUCAGCAUCUAGUAAAUCAGGUAAAUUAACUACAAGUUUUAGUACUGUUACUACAGAUGUUGCAAUUAGUAGUGGAUCAUCAGGUGUCACAAAAUCAACAUACACUACACAAUCAGUUUAUACUGUUAGCUCAAAUAGUUCUGGUAAUGCGUUGAUCUAUGGUGAUGGAAAUGGUUUCAUUAGUUAUAAAAUUGCCGUUCCAGUUGUUGUUGCUGGAUGUGCUUUGAUUUUAUAA